AUGGUGGGUUAUCAGCAAUUCGAGCACGAUCCAGCGACGCGAGAUCUCUUUAGGAACAGAAUCACAACACUCAACGGGUUUCGCGAAGUUCUCGAGGACUCAUAUUUUCUCGCCCUCGACACAGAACAUGUUCCAAUCGCUAGUGCAAGUGACCGUGUUCUCCACCAAGUUGGACUGGCGUUCACCAAGACACUAAAUUCGAGGCAUCCUCCAUGCCCACCACGGGAACGUGGAAUGAUAAGGCCAGUACGACGCCUUUAUCAUUUCGUCGAAGAUAACGAUAUGGAAGUGCUCACCUUUAAUAUCAAUACGAGCCAGAAACUUGGAGAUGAAGUUCCUCGCUUCGGCGGUCUUCAAGGCAUGCCUAUUCGCCGCCCCCAUCGCUUUGGCGAGGAAACGUCUCUGUCCAUUGAGAAUUUAGAGCCCUCUGUCGUGGAGUUCCUAUCAAAGUUACCUAAGGACAAGAAACUGGUACUCGUGGGCUUCGGAAUGGGAACAGAUUGGACUUACCUAUCGACAAACUUCCCAGCUGCCAUACCCUUCUUCUCAGCCUGGAUAGAUCUUGGCGACAUCGUGGUGGAUAUCACCUCCUCACCGGCUUCACGAUACCCAAGUUUGGAAUUUUUAAUACAGACAUUUGGCUACUGGUGGAAAGACGUCAAGCCUGGGAGGGGAUGUCGCAGCGAAGGCAAUGCCGACAAUGCUGGCGACGAUGUCGUGACAACACUUGCUCUGGCACAAUCUCUUCUCGAGGAGAGGAACCACAGCACACUCCUCUUCGAACAUACGUGUUUCAGAAUAGCUAGCUCGGGCAAGAUUAGGACUUUUUAUGAUCCGGCCAAGUGCUUCGCCGCAACCAUCAGAAGUAACGGACUGCUCCCGAUCAAGAUUUCCACGGGUAUCAGGAUUGCGCGAAAAUUCAUCGACUUCCAUCCAGUUGGCACUGGUCUCUUUUCUAAUGAGUUGGGAUACGUCACUUUUCGAAACCAAGAGGAGCUUGAUCACUUUAUUAGCUGUGUGGAUGGGAUGGUGCUGCAUACGGGCGAGACCCUCUCUGCUCAACGGUAUAUCCAGGUCAAUACAGAGACGCCGGAGGACAAGAAGUUGAAAGAAGAGAAGCGCAUAAUGAGAGGGAAGAAGAGGGAAGAAGAUGAGGAGGAAGUUGUGGAGUUGAGGAAUCUCUUCUCUUGA
Fusarium musae is the source of this 1191-nucleotide messenger RNA. RefSeq lists its product as uncharacterized. The coding region runs from base 1 to 1191 and encodes 396 amino acids. The transcript has a single exon. The record is from RefSeq and is a predicted model, not a curated record. Lineage: Eukaryota; Fungi; Ascomycota; Sordariomycetes; Hypocreales; Nectriaceae.